CAUCUUGUGCCCUAAAAACUCUUCUCAGUCAUUAUAAUCUUAGAAUCAACAGCAGUUGCUGUCUCUCUUUUGUUCGUCCAAUAUACCGAGCAUUUUUUGAGUAGUAAUUUGAAGGGUUUAUUCAGUUGUUAAAUAUUUGAUUUUCGUUUUGUUUAAGAAAAUGAGACAAAGGGUUGGAUUUGCAUUGAUUAGAGAAAGCUUGUACCGUAAGCUAAAACCAAGCUCUGUUCCCAGACAUUAUUGCACUUCUUCUUCAGCUAAUGUUCCUCCUAUUCCUUCACCUAAGAUUCCUCAUUCUUCUAAAAAGGGAAGGUUGUUUACAGGAGCCACUAUUGGUCUACUAAUAGCUGGGGGAGCUUAUGCAAGUACGGUUGAUGAGGCCACCUUCUGUGGCUGGCUAUUCUCAGCAACAAAACUUGUAAAUCCGUUCUUUGCAUUUCUGGAUCCAGAGGUUGCUCACAAACUGGCAGUCUCUGCUGCAGCCCGAGGGUGGGUUCCAAGGGAGAAGAGGCCAGAUCCUCCUAUAUUGAGCCUUGAUGUCUGGGGAAGAAGGUUCUCAAAUCCUGUUGGUCUUGCUGCUGGUUUUGACAAGAAUGCUGAGGCUGUUGAAGGAUUGCUUGGAUUAGGUUUUGGCUUUGUUGAGGUUGGCUCAGUAACUCCCAUUCCACAGGAAGGCAACCCAAAACCACGUAUAUUUAGGUUGCCAAAUGAAGGUGCUAUAAUAAAUAGGUGUGGCUUCAAUAGUGAAGGAAUCGUUGCGGUUGCCAAAAGAUUGGGUGCUCAGCAUGGUAAGAGAAAGUUGGAAACAUCUAGUACUUCAUCUCCAGCAGGAGAUGAAGUCAAGCAUGGAGGGAAAGCUGGUCCUGGUAUUCUUGGUGUUAACCUUGGAAAGAAUAAAACAAGUGAAGACGCUGCAGCAGAUUAUGUGCAAGGAGUCCAUACAUUAUCUCAGUAUGCUGACUACUUGGUAAUUAAUAUCUCAUCCCCAAAUACUCCAGGACUACGCCAGCUUCAGGGAAGAAAGCAGUUGAAGGAUCUUGUGAAGAAGGUUCAAGCAGCUCGUGAUGAAAUGCAGUGGGGUGAGGAAGGACCUCCGCCUUUACUUGUGAAAAUUGCUCCAGAUUUAUCUAAACAAGAUCUUGAAGAUAUUGCAGCGGUGGCUGUUGCUCUUCGUGUGGAUGGACUGAUUAUAUCAAAUACUACUGUCCAAAGACCAGAUUCCAUAAGUCAAAACCCUGUGGCUCAAGAGACUGGUGGCUUGAGUGGGAAGCCACUCUUUGACAUGUCAACAAAUAUACUGAAGGAGAUGUACGUUCUGACUAAGGGAAGGAUUCCUCUGAUUGGCACUGGGGGUAUUAGCAGUGGCGAGGAUGCUUACAAGAAAAUUCGAGCUGGUGCCACUCUUGUUCAGCUUUAUACAGCAUUUGCAUAUGGAGGCCCUGCACUUAUCCCCGAUAUAAAGGAAGAACUUGCUCGUUGCUUAGAAAAGGAUGGUUAUAAGUCAAUCAGUGAGGCUGUUGGAGCAGACUGCAGAUAGUAGUAGUUGAUAUACUAAACAAGUCUUUUGAGUUUGAGGGGCAGAGCACAUUUUUGCCACUUAUAAUAAUAAAUGAUAUAUUUAUGGUUUCCUCCCAUGUGGCGUCAUAUCAUUUGCUUCGUAAUUUGUGAUGUCUUCCCAAAAUUUAGCUGUUUAGGGAUUACUCGUGGCAGGUGAACCGUAUUUUUGAAAUGUAAUAUAGGAACGAAAUUUUGUAUUUUUGGUUGAGUUGUUUCUUGAUAUGGAAUUAAAUCCACACAAUACAAAGUGAAAGGAAAUGCUCAUAAUUUUA
This is a messenger RNA of Nicotiana attenuata, 1829 nucleotides long. RefSeq names its product dihydroorotate dehydrogenase (quinone), mitochondrial. Lineage: Eukaryota; Viridiplantae; Streptophyta; Magnoliopsida; Solanales; Solanaceae. Gene Ontology annotation, cellular component: mitochondrial inner membrane; cytoplasm. Gene Ontology annotation, biological process: pyrimidine ribonucleotide biosynthetic process; 'de novo' pyrimidine nucleobase biosynthetic process. The record is from RefSeq and is a predicted model, not a curated record. Gene Ontology annotation, molecular function: dihydroorotate dehydrogenase activity. The coding region runs from base 161 to 1537 and encodes 458 amino acids. The transcript has 11 exons.